AUGUGGACAUCAGAGGGCUACAUUGGCUGUUUCGUCGACAAUGCGGACCGUGUUCUCCCCCAGUACUUAGCGGUUUACGACUCCAGGAUGUCUGUGAGCUACUGUCGGGGCCUAGCAAAGGCGGCAGGUUUGCCAUAUUUUGGUGUUGAGUAUGGCCAGGAGUGCUACGGCGGCUCUGACAUGGCGAGAGCAGUUUCGCUAGGCCCCAGUAACGGCUGCACGAGCGUCUGCUUCGGCGAUUUUCGCCAAGUUUGUGGCGGUGGUUGGGCCAUAGAUAUCUACGAAACCUCUCCCUCAGAGGGCUACAUCGGCUGUUUCGCCGACGAUGCGGACCAUGUCCUCCCUGAGCGCUUGGCGGACAAUGACCCCAACAUGUCUGUAAGCUACUGUCGGAACUUAGCCAAAGCUGCAGGUUUGCCAUAUUUUGGUGUUGAGUAUGGCCAGGAGUGCUACGGCGGCUCUGACAUGGAGAGAGCAACCAGGCUGGGCCGCAGUAGCAACUGCACACACAGCUGCUCGGGCGACACUAGCCAGAUUUGUGGCGGUGAUUGGGCCGUCAACAUCUAUGAAACCUCCCCGAUAGGUAUGUACGGCGAGCACAGAGUGAAGCACGAUUAG
This is a messenger RNA of Volvox carteri f. nagariensis, 618 nucleotides long. RefSeq lists its product as uncharacterized. The record is from RefSeq and is a predicted model, not a curated record. Lineage: Eukaryota; Viridiplantae; Chlorophyta; Chlorophyceae; Chlamydomonadales; Volvocaceae. The transcript has 4 exons. Bases 1 to 618 code for a protein of 205 amino acids. Gene Ontology annotation, cellular component: plasma membrane.